Messenger RNA from Cylindrotheca closterium, 2403 nucleotides. NCBI's taxonomy places the organism in Eukaryota, Bacillariophyta, Bacillariophyceae, Bacillariales, Bacillariaceae. The record is from the annotation of a GenBank genome assembly.
AUGACGAUACAUUUGCGACAAAACCAACCCUCCAAACAAUACGCGCAAGAUGGUGAUGCAUCCUCAUCCUCCUUAUUAUACGCUGCUUCGUCUACCACUGCUUCAUGGAAACGUUCAGUGGCAGUUUUGGUGAUGCUAGUAUUGGCAGGUGCCUUUUUUGUCUUUCAGUUUCAAGAUGCGUCCAAGGCACAAGAAUUGGAACAAGACAAUAAAUUCAAAUUUGAGGAAUCCAAAACAACAACAACAUCAUCAAACAAUGAGAAUCAUGAGAAUCAUAAUGACAACAUGACGUCCAAUGAUCGUGGCAAACCAACUACUAUCGAUAUCCAGAAUCAUCUACGACAACAACAAGAUGAGACUGAGGCUGAGACUACACCUACACCAGCCACACCUGCUACGUCAUCAUCAGGAAGCAUUCGGGCGACUGCCACUCCUGAUGCUGUCAAUACUCCACCACCACCAGCAACCACCACAACGACUACAACGACAAUCAAGACGGAGAAUAAAAAACCAUUUUGCACAUUGGAUUGCACGAAUCUAAAACAAAAACGCACUGCAGAAUUUGGUGGUGACUUGUCCAAUCGUCACACCAUGUUGGCAUUGGCGGUAGAGGCACGAAACAAGAUGGUGGCUUCCAUUCAAUUACAUUAUGGAGACUACUUUGAUGCCAUUUUCCAACAUGGGUUUCGACCAGUCAGUGAAACUGGCAAAUCUCAACAAGGCCUCUUGCGAAAAUUGCAAAUCAAAGCCUUGGAGGUUCAAACCAAAUUUGCCAACGAGGAAGCACUGUGCCAACAGGACUGCGCAUCCGUCCUAAAUCCAAACUAUCCCCUUCCAUUUUAUCAUUAUAGGAAUUAUCAAACGGCAACAGCUGCCACUGCUGCUGCUGCAAGUCAACAACAACAACAACAACAACAGCAUUCCAAUUAUUAUGAGAGAUAUGUGUGGGCGACGGGUGGUCAUUCGGCGUCGGCAGGACAUGGCAAUCUAUUCAAUGAAUCCUACACGGCAUUUUUAGAACGGGACAUGAAACCUUUGUUCCGUGCCAUUGGGGUGGAAUUUGAAGGACGCAAUUUUGCCAUGGGGGGGACGAGAUCGGGUCUGGAAAUUGCUAUGUGCUUUGAACAAGUCUUUGGGACUGACCUGGACUUUUUCGCGUGGGAUUAUGGAAUGACGGAUGGAAGAAAGGAUUCUCUACUCUUUCAUUAUGGAUAUCGAGGCGCAUUGAAUCCAGGCCGGCCUGCCAUGUUAGGUGUCUGGACCAAUGGUUGGAAGGGUCGGGACGAACGUCUUUUGGAUCUGGAACAAAUCGGAUUGCCUACCUUUCAUCGACCGACCAAAUCUAUUGAUGCCAUGAAUGCCGCCUUUCCAGAUUCGGGAGAAAUGACGGAAGCACAAUUGCAGGAACUCCCUGAUUACGUCAGGAACUUUAAAUGUCAAGGUAAAAUUGAAAAGGGAGACCCAUAUUGUCAAGACGACAAGUAUUCCAAAGGAAUUUGUGACAAUCGUGCCAGCAAGGCAGGCUGGCAUCCAGGAAUCAAACAACAUGGAGUCGAUGGACACAUGUUGGCAAUGUUCUUGUCUGACAAUUUGAUCAAGGCCUUGCAAGGUUUGGCGGAUCACAGCAAUCAAGAUGCCGAAUCGUUAUUGAAAGAACUCAGAGCGGAAGAAGAUGAAUUGAUGGAUCGAAUACGGAGCGCUCACUUGGGCGACGAAGCUUGGAAAAUCUAUGAUGGUGGUACAAAAGGUGGAAAGCUGGAGGAUUUGGAUCCGGAUGUAAACCUAAAGUUAUUCUACAAGGGCAAGAGCAUUUGCCAUACCGGUCGAACUCCAGCAAUCACUCGGUUCAUGGGAUACUUGACCAACACGGACAAGGUGGGAGGUAUUGCACCGUAUCAAAGUGAGCAAUAUGACACCGGUAUUGAAAAAAAUGACGCAGACACAACGAAUGCCGAUGGCCAAAUGAGACUUGUAUAUGAAUUCAAUGGAAAGGAUCGUCAACAAUGUGAAGUGCCGCUGAGACCGGACUACAAGGACUUUUUCUAUACGCAUCAUAGAGAUGGUGUGGUCCAGCUGAACUUUCCCAAUGAAAAAGAAAAGGCUGCCUACAAAUACAAGCAAUCCGAAAUGGAGGGUGUUGUCAUUCUGAUACUGAGCGAAUGCGACUGGGGCAAGUGCAAAGUUGGUGACUUGAAGCAUGAGGACAUUGAGGAUGGAAAGGUCAAUAUUAGGAUUAAUGGUGUGAGUGUCACGAAAGUGGUCAAUAUCGGAAGCGGAUGCCUGGUACUGAAAAAUAAAGAUGGAGUCAAAUGGGAACCAAGUCGAAACGAUGACUAUGAAAUUGCAGUCGAUGUUGUGGCCCCGGAUUCCUACUUGAGGAUAUCAUCGGUGGUCAUUUACUAG